AAACCCCUCGUCUCAUUCCUGUAAUCUUUACUUUACAUUCUAAAAUCUUAAAACAUUUCCUUCUUCUUCUGCGUAAUAAUGCCAAACCUAACUAAUCCUCCGGCCGAUCACACCCGAGCCGCCUGGCGGUGGUGUCUAGCCACCGCCUUCAGAACAGGGCUGGCAUGUACAAUAGUGGGUUGUCUCACGCUCUACGGACCAUCAUUUCUCCACCAACAAAUAGCCUUCCCAGCAUUUUCUUAUGUGACUGUGAUACUUAUAGUUACUGAUGCAACUUUCGGUGACACACUUCACGGUUGCUGGUUAGCACUCUAUGCCACGUUUCAGAGUUUGGGUCCUGCUAUGUUGAGCCUGUGGUUGAUUGGUCCAGCCCGGUUCACUAGUGGCACUAUAUCUUUGGCAGUUGCUUUAGGUGCUUUUGUUGUUGCACUUCCUGAAGGGACUCAUUUGAUAGCUAAAAGAAUUGCAUUAGGUCAAAUUGUUAUCGUGUACGUGAUUGCUUUUAUCAAUGGCGUUCAUACUCAACCAAUCAUGCAUCCUUUGCAUGUUGCGGCUAGUACUGCCGUUGGAGUUUUAGCUUGUAUGCUUGCCUUGUUGUUACCAUAUCCAAGAUUGGCCUGUUGGGAGGUGAAAGAGAAUUGCAAGCUGCUUGCUGAAAAUGCUUCCAAGAGACUGAAGCUUUAUGUGAAAGCAUUUGCUGCAGAAGAUGGUGCCUUGGCAUUAUCGUCUAUCUCUCAGGCUAAAUUAUUGGCUAGUGCUGGAACCAAACUUCUUCAAAAUAUUAAACGCUAUCAAGGAAGCAUGAAAUGGGAAAGACUUCCAUUCAAAUUUUUGAGGAAUUAUUACAUGAAUCCUGGAGAGAAAUUGCAAGAACUGGAGAUACCAUUGAAAGGAAUGGAAAUGGCUUUAACUGGCAUCUCUUCAUUUCCGGUGAAAAUGGCGGAAGGAGAGACCAAAGAAAGCCUACAAUUAGAGGAACAUGUUAGCCUGACCCUGAAACAAAUAAAGAACUGUUUGCCUUGUGAUUCUCUGACUGUUCCGGAAUCAAAAGCUGAAACGAUAAUCGAGUCCCUCCAAACUCUUCAAACAAUCCCAAAGGCCACCCAAGAUUUAUCCUCUCUUUUCUUCUUAUUCUGCAUGAAACUCCUCCAUUGCAAACCAUUACCAAAACAAACCUCUUCAAAACAAGAAAGUGAAGGAUCAACCACUUCAAGCAAGAAAAACAGUUUCUUGGACAGUAUCUGGACCAAUUGGGCAAUGAAUGUAAGAAGCAAAAGGCUUAUGCCAGCUUUCAAAUGUUCUCUUUCUUUAGGCCUUGCAAUCCUUUUCGGUUUGUUAUACAGCAAAGAAAAUGGUUUCUGGUCAGGACUUCCAGUAGCCAUUAGUCUAGCUGCAUCAAGAGAGGCAACAUUCAAAGUAGCCAAUGUUAAAGCUCAGGGGACAGUGUUAGGAACUGUAUAUGGAGUAUUGGGUUGUUUUGUCUUUGAAAGAUUCAUGCCAAUAAGGUUCCUAUCUCUUCUUCCUUGGUUCAUUCUUACCAGUUUUCUAAGGCGGAGCAGAAUGUACGGCCAAGCUGGUGGAAUUUCUGCUGCUAUUGGUGCCGUACUAAUUUUGGGCAGGAAAGGUUUUGGUCCUCCAAGUGAAUUUGCUAUAGCAAGAAUUACUGAAACUUUCAUUGGGUUAUCAUGUUCAAUUAUGGUGGAACUUAUACUUCAACCAACAAGAGCAGCAUCACUGGCCAAAGUUCAACUUACUAAGAGCUUAGGGUCAUUAUCUGCUUGCAUUGGCUCAAUAAGCCUUGAAGCCAAUUUGUUAGUAGAGAACCAAAGGAGACUAAAAUUGGAAGUUAGUGAGCUAAAGAAAUUCAUUGGAGAAGCUGAGGUGGAGCCCAACUUCUGGUUUUUGCCUUUCCAUAGUGCUUGCUAUGGUAAGCUUUUUGGGUCUUUGUCAAAGAUGGUGGAUCUUCUACUUUUUAGUGCUCAUGCUGUUGGAUUCCUUCAACAAGAAUCACAAAAAUAUGGGGCUUCUUGGAAAGAAUUUGUUAAUAAACUAGAUGGUGACCUUGAGCUUUUCAAAGAAAUGGUUGGUUCCCUAAUUAAAUGUUUAGAGGAUGUCACUUUACUCAAGUCCCUAACAUUUCUUGACAAGGAACUUGAAAAUAGAAAACUCUCUUAUGAUCCUGAGUUAGGAAACAAACCAAACUCGAACAUUUUUAGGAUUUCGGGUCCAAAUGAAGAGGAUGAGAUAGGGAGCAUCAUGCAUUCUUAUCUUCAACAUUCAAAAGAAGUUGUAGAUAAGUUGCAUGCAGUUGAAGACAAGGAGCAGAAAAGCCAAAUGGUCUUAAAUUUAGGUGCUCUUGGCUUUUGUAUGAACAAUUUCAUAAAAGAGGCAAGAGAGCUUCAGAAGGGAAUUCAGGAACUUGUUCAAUGGGAAAAUCCAGGAAAAGAUGUAAAUUUGUUGGAAAUCUCAUGUAAGAUUGCCGCCUUGUACAGUUGAAAAUUAACUGUAACGUACAAAAAAAAUGUUUGUACAAAAUCAAAUUUUUCAAGAUGUGGACAAACAUCCUUGGAAGUACCUGCA
Molecule: messenger RNA, 2580 nt
Organism: Ricinus communis (castor bean)
Lineage: Eukaryota; Viridiplantae; Streptophyta; Magnoliopsida; Malpighiales; Euphorbiaceae
Exons: 3
Coding region: 79-2496 (805 amino acids)
Biological process (GO): transmembrane transport
Cellular component (GO): plasma membrane
Molecular function (GO): transmembrane transporter activity
Source: RefSeq, a predicted model, not a curated record